Molecule: messenger RNA, 5067 nt
Organism: Closterium sp. NIES-65
Lineage: Eukaryota; Viridiplantae; Streptophyta; Zygnematophyceae; Desmidiales; Closteriaceae
Source: the annotation of a GenBank genome assembly
AUGGAAUGCCCAGACUGUAGUUCGGGGCCUUUCUACGUGUAUUCUGGUCUAGAAUCGCAUAGAGGUAGUGCGGCUUGCAGAAUAGCUGCUGCAUCCAGAGGCGCAGAGGCGUCAGAUUCCCCACCAAUCCAACCCCCCGCUCAACGUCGGCGCGUGUGGAGUCCUUCCAGCAGUGAAAACGUAUUCGUACCACCUACGUUUGAUGAGCCAGCCGAUGAGGAUGGUGUCGAUGCGGCAGCCGCUCGUGCCGCCGUUGAUCCGGAGGCAUUCAUGGCACGCAUGAGUGACUCGAGUGGGAUCGACGAACACUCUUUCUCUCUCCCUGCUAGUCAUUCUGCCAAGCCCGCCUCUCCCGACCUCUCCCUCAGCGUCAUAUUUUUUUCCAGCACACCACCUCUCUCCCUGCUCCCCAUUCUGCCAUGCCCGCCUUUCCCCGCCCCUCCCUGGCCGUCCUUAAUUUUUCCAGCACACCCACUAUGUCCCUGCUCCCCAUUCUGCUAUACCACAAUCUCCCUGCCAUUCCUUCUCUCCCAUGCGCUUCCCUCACGCGCCUUGCCCCGCAUUCUGGUUUUCCAGUCCCACUCUACCUCUCCCUGCCAUUCCUUCUCUCCCAUGCGCUUCCCUCUCGCGCCUUGCCCCGCAUUCUGGUUUUCCAGUCCCACUCUACCUCUCCCUGCCAUUCCGUCUCUCCCCUGCGCUUCCCUCACGCGCCUUGCCCCGCAUUCUGGUUUUCCAGCACCACUCUACCUCUCCCUGCCAUUCCUUCUCUCCCAUGCGCUUCCCUCUCGCGCCUUGCCCCGCAUUCUGGUUUUCCAGUCCCACUCUACCUCUCCCUGCCAUUCCGUCUCUCCCCUGUGCUUCCCUCACGCGCCUUGCCCCGCAUUCUGGUUUUCCAGUCCCACUCUACCUCUCCCUGCCAUUCCUUCUCUCCCCUGCGCUUCCCUCUCACGCCUUGCCCCGCAUUCUGGUUUUCCAGUCCCACUCUACCUCUCCCUGCCAUUCCGUCUCUCCCCUGCGCUUCCCUCACGCGCCUUGCCCAGCAUUCUGGUUUUCCAGUCCCACUCUACCUCUCCCUGCCAUUCCUUCUCUCCCCUGCGUUUCCCUCUCACGCCUUGCCCCGCAUUCUGGUUUUCCAGUCCCACUCUACCUCUCCCUGCCAUUCCGUCUCUCCCCUGUGCUUCCCUCACGCGCCUUGCCCCGCAUUCUGGUUUUCCAGUCCCACUCUACCUCUCCCUGCCAUCCCUUCUCUCCCCUGCGCUUCCCUCACGCGCCUUGCCCCGCAUUCUGGUUUUCCAGUCCCACUCUACCUCUCCCUGCCAUUUCUUCUCUCCCCUGCGUUUCCCUCUCACGCCUUGCCCCGCAUUCUGGUUUUCCAGUCCCACUCUACCUCUCCCUGCCAUUCCGUCUCUCCCCUGCGCUUCCCUCACGCGCCUUGCCCCGCAUUCUGGUUUUCUAGUCCCACUCUACCUCUCCCUGCCAUUCCUUCUCUCCCCUGCGUUUCCCUCUCACGCCUUGCCCCGCAUUCUGGUUUUCCAGUCCCACUCUACCUCUCCCUGCCAUUCCUUCUCUCCCCUGCGCUUCCCUCACGCGCCUUGCCCCGCAUUCUUGUUUUCCAGUCCCACUCUACCUCUCCCUGCCAUUCCUUCUCUCCCCUGCGCUUCCCUCAUGCGCCUUGCCCCGCAUUCUGGUUUUCCAGUCCCACUCUACCUCUCCCUGCCAUUCCUUCUCUCCCCUGCGCUUCCCUCUCGCGCCUUGCCCCGCAUUCUGGUUUUCCAGUCCCACUCUACCUCUCCCUGCCAUUCCUUCUCUCCCAUGCGCUUCCCUCUCGCGCCUUGCCCCGCAUUCUGGUUUUCCAGUCCCACUCUACCUCUCCCUGCCAUUCCUUCUCUCCCAUGCGCUUCCCUCUCGCGCCUUGCCCCGCAUUCUGGUUUUCUAGUCCCACUCUACCUCUCCCUGCCAUUCCUUCUCUCCCCUGCGCUUCCCUCUCGCGCCUUGCCCCGCAUUCUGGUUUUCCAGUCCCACUCUACCUCUCCCUGCCAUUCCUUCUCUCCCCUGCGUUUCCCUCUCACGCCUUGCCCCGCAUUCUGGUUUUCCAGUCCCACUCUACCUCUCCCUGCCAUUCCGUCUCUUCCCUGCGCUUCCCUCACGCGCCUUGCCCCGCAUUCUGGUUUUCCAGUCCCACUCUACCUCUCCCUGCCAUUCCUUCUCUCCCCUGCGCUUCCCUCUCACGCCUUGCCCCUCAUUCUGGUUUUUCAGUCCCACUCUACCUCUCCCUGCCAUUCCUUCUCUCCCAUGCGCUUCCCUCUCGCGCCUUGCCCCGCAUUCUGGUUUUCCAGUCCCACUCUACCUCUCCCUGCCAUUCCUUCUCUCCCCUGCGCUUCCCUCACGCGCCUUGCCCCGCAUUCCUGUUUUCCAGUCCCACUCUACCUCUCCCUGCCAUUCCUUCUCUCCCCUGCGCUUCCCUCAUGCGCCUUGCCCCGCAUUCUGGUUUUCCAGUCCCACUCUACCUCUCCCUGCCAUUCCUUCUCUCCCCUGCGCUUCCCUCUCGCGCCUUGCCCCGCAUUCUGGUUUUCCAGUCCCACUCUACCUCUCCCUGCCAUUCCUUCUCUCCCAUGCGCUUCCCUCUCGCGCCUUGCCCCGCAUUCUGGUUUUCCAGUCCCACUCUACCUCUCCCUGCCAUUCCUUCUCUCCCAUGCGCUUCCCUCUCGCGCCUUGCCCCGCAUUCUUGUUUUCCAGUCCCACUCUACCUCUCCCUGCCAUUCCUUCUCUCCCCUGCGCUUCCCUCAUGCGCCUUGCCCCGCAUUCUGGUUUUCCAGUCCCACUCUACCUCUCCCUGCCAUUCCUUCUCUCCCCUGCGCUUCCCUCUCGCGCCUUGCCCCGCAUUCUGGUUUUCCAGUCCCACUCUACCUCUCCCUGCCAUUCCUUCUCUCCCAUGCGCUUCCCUCUCGCGCCUUGCCCCGCAUUCUGGUUUUCCAGUCCCACUCUACCUCUCCCUGCCAUUCCUUCUCUCCCAUGCGCUUCCCUCUCGCGCCUUGCCCCGCAUUCUGGUUUUCUAGUCCCACUCUACCUCUCCCUGCCAUUCCUUCUCUCCCCUGCGCUUCCCUCUCGCGCCUUGCCCCGCAUUCUGGUUUUCCAGUCCCACUCUACCUCUCCCUGCCAUUCCUUCUCUCCCCUGCGUUUCCCUCUCACGCCUUGCCCCGCAUUCUGGUUUUCCAGUCCCACUCUACCUCUCCCUGCCAUUCCGUCUCUUCCCUGCGCUUCCCUCACGCGCCUUGCCCCGCAUUCUGGUUUUCCAGUCCCACUCUACCUCUCCCUGCCAUUCCGUCUCUCCCCUGCGCUUCCCUCUCACGCCUUGCCCCUCAUUCUGGUUUUUCAGUCCCACUCUACCUCUCCCUGCCAUUCCUUCUCUCCCAUGCGCUUCCCUCUCGCGCCUUGCCCCGCAUUCUGGUUUUCCAGUCCCACUCUACCUCUCCCUGCCAUUCCUUCUCUCCCCUGCGCUUCCCUCUGGCGCCUUGCCCCGCAUUCUGGUUUUCCAGUCCCACUCUACCUCUCCCUGCCAUUCCUUCUCUCCCCUGCGUUUCCCUCUCACGCCUUGCCCCGCAUUCUGGUUUUCCAGUCCCACUCUACCUCUCCCUGCCAUUCCGUCUCUUCCCUGCGCUUCCCUCACGCGCCUUGCCCCGCAUUCUGGUUUUCCAGUCCCACUCUACCUCUCCCUGCCAUUCCUUCUCUCCCCUGCGCUUCCCUCUCACGCCUUGCCCCUCAUUCUGGUUUUUCAGUCCCACUCUACCUCUCCCUGCCAUUCCUUCUCUCCCAUGCGCUUCCCUCUCGCGCCUUGCCCCGCAUUCUGGUUUUCCAGUCCCACUCUACCUCUCCCUGCCAUUCCUUCUCUCCCCUGCGCUUCCCUCUCACGCCUUGCCCCUCAUUCUGGUUUUUCAGUCCCACUCUACCUCUCCCUGCCAUUCCUUCUCUCCCAUGCGCUUCCCUCUCGCGCCUUGCCCCGCAUUCUGGUUUUCCAGUCCCACUCUACCUCUCCCUGCCAUUCCUUCUCUCCCAUGCGCUUCCCUCUCGCGCCUUGCCCCGCAUUCUGUCCCACUCUACCUCUCCCUGCCAUUCCGUCUCUCCCCUGUGCUUCCCUCACGCGCCUUGCCCCGCAUUCUGGUUUUCCAGUCCCACUCUACCUCUCCCUGCCAUUCCUUCUCUCCCAUGCGCUUCCCUCUCGCGCCUUGCCCCGCAUUCUGGUUUUCCAGUCCCACUCUACCUCUCCCUGCCAUUCCUUCUCUCCCCUGCGCUUCCCUCUCACGCCUUGCCCCUCAUUCUGGUUUUUCAGUCCCACUCUACCUCUCCCUGCCAUUCCUUCUCUCCCAUGCGCUUCCCUCUCGCGCCUUGCCCCGCAUUCUGGUUUUCCAGUCCCACUCUACCUCUCCCUGCCAUUCCUUCUCUCCCAUGCGCUUCCCUCUCGCGCCUUGCCCCGCAUUCUGGUUUUCCAGUCCCACUCUACCUCUCCCUGCCAUUCCUUCUCUCCCCUGCGCUUCCCUCUCACGCCUUGCCCCUCAUUCUGGUUUUUCAGUCCCACUCUACCUCUCCCUGCCAUUCCUUCUCUCCCAUGCGCUUCCCUCUCGCGCCUUGCCCCGCAUUCUGGUUUUCCAGUCCCACUCUACCUCUCCCUGCCAUUCCUUCUCUCCCAUGCGCUUCCCUCUCGCGCCUUGCCCCGCAUUCUGGUUUUCCAGUCCCACUCUACCUCUCCCUGCCAUUCCUUCUCUCCCCUGCGCUUCUUUCAAUAAUCUGGCCCCACUCUCAGAUCGCCUUGGCAUCGACGACGUCGUUGCCACUCUCAUUCUCUCGUCGGAUGAGACAAUAGCUGACGGCCAAGGAAAAGCUAAGGGGCAUCCCAUCUACAUGUCAUUGGGAAACAUUCAUCAUGAGGAUCGCUGGAAGCCAUAUGGGCAUGCACUCAUUGCAACGUUACCGGAGUUUCCGGCGGAGUACACGUCGGUUGACCGACUGCAGAUCUUCCAGUAUGUCUUGCGCCUCGUUCUUCAACCAUUGAAAGAUGCUUCACACGUGUAA